Molecule: messenger RNA, 8290 nt
Organism: Passer domesticus (house sparrow)
Lineage: Eukaryota; Metazoa; Chordata; Aves; Passeriformes; Passeridae
Gene: PLCXD3
Product: phosphatidylinositol specific phospholipase C X domain containing 3
Exons: 3
Coding region: 95-1063 (322 amino acids)
Biological process (GO): lipid metabolic process
Cellular component (GO): synapse
Molecular function (GO): phosphoric diester hydrolase activity
Source: RefSeq, a predicted model, not a curated record
CCGGGCUCGGCGGGGCUGUGGCGGUGGCGGUGGCCGUGGCCGGGACUGGGCGAGUUGGAGCGAGCGGCGGCGGCGGUACGGCUGCGGCGGCAGCAUGGCUUCGUCGCAGGGGAAGAACGAGCUGCUCUUCGCCGACUGGAUGGCAGCGCUGCCCGGCAGCCUCCACAGCACCCCGCUCACCAACCUGGCCAUCCCCGGAUCUCAUGACUCUUUUAGCUUCUACAUUGAUGAAGCCUCUCCAGUUGGGCCUGAACAGCCAGAGACGGUCCAGAAUUUUGUGUCAGUUUUUGGGACUGUGGCUAAAAAGCUGAUGAGGAAAUGGCUGGCUACACAGACCAUGAACUUCACCAGCCAGCUGGGGGCAGGUAUACGGUAUUUUGAUCUCAGAAUUUCCACCAAGCCCAGAGACCCAGACAAUGAACUAUACUUCGCUCAUGGUUUAUUCAGUGCCAAAGUCAAGGAAGGUCUGGAGGAGAUCAACGCGUUUCUCACUGAGCACCCAAAAGAAGUGGUCUUCUUGGACUUCAAUCAUUUCUACGGGAUGCAGAAAUGCCAUCAUGAAAAGCUUGUCCAGAUGCUCAAAGACACAUACGGAAACAAAAUGUGUCCUGCUAUAUUUGCCCAUGAAGUCAGCCUCCAGUACCUGUGGGAAAAGGAGCACCAAGUGCUAGUGUUCUACCACAGUCCAGUGGCUGUCGAGGUAGCUUUUCUGUGGCCAGGCCAGAUGAUGCCAGCACCCUGGGCAAACACAACAGAUACAGAAAAGCUGAUUCAGUUCCUGCAGGCAUCAAUCACUGAAAGAAGAAAGAAAGGCUCCUUUUUCAUAUCUCAAGUAGUGCUGACACCAAAGGCUAGUACGGUGGUGAAAGGAGUUGCAAGUGGUCUCAGAGAAACGAUCACAGAAAGGGCUCUUCCUGCAAUGAUGGAGUGGGUCCGAACUCAAAAAGCAGGAGAGAGUGGUGUGAAUAUUAUCACUGCAGAUUUUGUAGAACUUGGUGACUUUAUCAGCACAGUCAUAAAGCUCAACUAUUCUCUGGAUGAAGGUGAAGAUGACACUACUUGAUAGUACUGUGAUAUGUGUGUUGUUGCAUUAUUCAGAAUUUAAAAAAAAAAAGAAAGAUUGUAUUCUAAAAGGAUUAUAUUGUAAAACACUCAUCUUCUUGCAACACACUGAGGUGUUUAGGGCUUUAGUGGGUGGGCAUCAGGGAAAUGUUUUCAUCAUUUAUGAUCAUUAUUCAUAUUUGUGUUUAGUGUGAAGAGCAAAACUAAACAUGUUUACAGUGUUUGAUAAAAGAAGGCCAUUUACAGGUUCUCCAUGAGGUACCAAAUGUGAUUCACGUGUCUUCUGUGGUUAUGAACAGUGCCAAGAAAUUUGUUGUUUUCAGAGCAAGGGGAUGUAUAUAUUGUCCUCUUCCUGCUCACAGCAGGAUUCCCAAUGGUGUGAGCAUUGCACCAGGAGACUGAGGACAGUAUAUCUGGCACAAAAAUUUCAAGCUGCUACAUUUCAUCUGUUAGGUGGUUUAACUGAUCAUAUUUAUUAAUGAGCUGCAGUUUUAAAUGCCUUUGUGAUGUAAAUCCAAAGUCAUGCUUCUAACACAUGCAUAAUCAGUGGACAGUAAACAUGACAUGUUAUGUACCAUAAUCAGUGGUAAACAUCAUGUACUGUGUAGCUUGCACAAAGCACAGAUGAAAUCUUGCUUGCUUUUCAUUCUCAAAAUGGGGUUUUCCAAUGUCUCUGCCUCAGGUCAAGCCAGCAGGUAUGUGAUACUGGCCUAACUCUGUAAUCACAGAAUGACCUGGGCUGGAAGCUUAAAGAUCAUUUAGUUCCAACACUCUGGCAAUUGGCAGGACACUUUUCACUAGACCAGGUUGCUCCAAGCCCCAUCCAAAGCCUGGCUUUACACACUUUCAGGCGUGGGGCAUCCACAGUUUCUCUCAGCAACAUGUUCUAGUGCCUCAUAACCCUCAUAACAAAGAAUUUUUUCCUAAUAUCUAAUCUAAACCUACUCUCAGUAGCCAUUCCCCGUCGUCUGUCACUACAUGCCCAUGUAAAAAGUCUCUCUCCACCUUUCAUGUAGACUCCCAUCAGGUACUGGAUGGCCAGAAUUAGGUCACCCCAAAGCCUUCUCUUUUCCAGAUGGAACAAUCCCAAUUCUCUUAGCCUUUCCUCAUAGGAGAGGUGUUCCAUCCCUCUAAUCAACUUCACAGCCUCCUCUGGACUUGCUCCAAAAGGUCCAUGUCCUUUUCAUGCUGGGAGCCCAGCUCUGGAUGCAGUGCUCCAGGUGGGUCUCAGCAGAGCAGAGCAGAGGGGCAGAAUCCCCUCCCUGCCCUGCUGCCCAUGGGGCUCUGGAUGCAGCCCAGGACACGUUUGGCUCUCUGGGCUGGCAGUGCCAUGGCCGGGGCAUGUGCAGCCUCUCACCCACAGCACCCCCAAGCCCUUCUGGGCCGGGCUGCUCUGGAGCUGUUCAUGCCCAGCCUGGUACCAGGGGCUGCCUGUGCACUUAGUUUUGUUAAACCAUAUGAGAUUCCCAUGGACACACUUCUCAAGCUUGUCCAGGUCCCUCUAGAUGGUAUCCCAUCCUUCAGGUGUGUCAACAGCACCAAUAAGCUUGGUGUUACCUGCAAAUUUGCUGAGGGUGCGCUUGAUUCUUUCAUCUGCUUCAUUAAUGAAGUUAUUAAAUUCUGGUCACAAUAUGAACCUUUAAGGGACAGCUGCUGGUCCACAUUUUCCCUGGUUCUAUCAGGAACACAGUUAGGCCAGCUUUGAGCCUCACUUCUUCCCAGGAUUAAUCUUAUGUAAGAGCCUCAUCCCAUAUCCUGAAUAUGAAAAUAACUGUGUUUAGCAUAGAUUGAGCAUAAGGUGAGUUGUGCGUACCUUAACAUGUGCAGUAUUUUGUCCCAUGGUGGAAACCUGAUUUCUGCAAGACUGAAAUUGCACUUAAAAAUAGGUGCAGUCUAGGUGCAGUCUAAGCCUCUCUUUAAGGCAGUUAUGAGCAGAACACUUUUCCACUGAUUACAAAAAAUCAGUGCCAAUUUCAUCAGUGAAAAGUUCCUGUACUAAAGAAUGUAGUAGUUCAAUUCUAGCUAAUAGCAGUACUCUGUAGUCCUUAAAUUGUCUGUGGGAUAUAAUACUGCAUAACACAAGAUUGAACAUCUACUGAAUAGCACUGUUCCAGCAACAAAAUCACUGAUCAUCCUAGCUUUAAAGAAACAUAUAUAAAAAGUAAAAGGAAAACUUAGUAAUUUAUAAAAUGAGAGCAUUGAAACUAUAUGACACCUAACUGGAUAAAAUACAGGCAGUUUUAUCUCUUGGACACAUCAAUACACACGUACACAACUUUGGAAAAUAAAACAUCUCAUCUGUACAAAACAAUAGAUGCUAUAAUGUUUUACAAAGAAAUGUUCUUUGAAAUAUUGUAAGGAUUUAUGGGAUAGAAUUAAGGUCAAAUUUCUGUUGAUAUUACUAGAACUUUUGGUUGAGUGAGAAGAGAGAAUUGCAUCAUACAGUCCAUUACUCUUUUCUGUCAGAUGAUAAUGACUACCAUCUCCCAUCAGAGUUUAGAAACUCAGAGAUGGCCAUAUUGAACAGAUGGGUAACAAGCAUUAUAGGGGGGUUUUUUGUUUUAGUUUAGAGAGUGAAAUAAAAAGAACACUUCCUGCUGUUUUGUACUGAGAGGGUGCCUUGGAAAAAGUGUAUGCAUAUGUGAGUGUAGAAUAAAGAAUAAUUUAAGUGUAUGUGUAGUAUAAUGACACACUUAAAUGUUUGUGUAUAACACACACAUCCUUGUACACUUGCAUAAUGAUCUUUGGGGUUCUGGACAGGACUACUAUAAAUUUUUAAAAAACACCAUGCAGCUGUUAUGAAGUCAUGAUGGCUCUUUCAGUAGCAUUCUCUUCUGUAUGGGUUAUGACUGUACAAGUCAUCCCCAAUGAAAUCUGUGAUCUAAGCUAGUUAGGUUUUUAAUGACAUUUAAACUUCAUCCAGACCAUGUCAAAAAUUUACCUAGAGUCACAAGUCAUGGUUUUGUUGAACAAAGGGUAUGAUUUUAAUGCUUUCACUCACAACUAAGCAAGUUAUAGAGUGUCAUGAUAGACUUUGUUUCUGGUUUCCACAGGCUCUCCAAGUAAAAUUUAUGUAACAGACGUAUAAAAUGAAACAUGAAAAUAAAUUUAGAACCCACACCUAUAUGGGUGUCCUACAUAAAAAUGUGAAAAUGUUUGCUUAUUUAUUGGCAGUGAGGUGUAAAAUACUCUUUUUUCCAUUUAGCUGGAGUUGGUUGUUUCCAGACUCCUCCUGGAGUGAUUCUUCAGCUGCUCAAAUAUAGCCAAAAGAAUUAAUCUAUCAUUCUUUUACAGUAAAGUGAUCUGAAUCCUUGGGUGGAGUGAAAAUUAGGUUUUGGUUUUGGGGUUUUUUUGGAUUCUGGCUGAAAUUCUGUUGCAUCUGAGAGCAUCAACACCAGGUUUCUGCUGGUACCCCUGCUCAAACACACACCAGACACACCAGGCUUUUUGCUUGCUCAGAGGUAUACUCAAGGCAAAUGCUUUGCUGUAUUUUAAAAAGUGUAUGUGUGUGCCUGUAUAUAUGAAUAAGUAUAGAGCUAUCUAGAGUUUGUUAGUAUUGUUAUGAAAUGUUUGCUUAGUGUCAGUUUUAUUCUAAUUCUCAUUUGGAAAUAAACAGAAAGUAAAAGCAAAGCAAAAAAAAUCCUCUGACAAGAAACAAUAAUAGACAAAUUGUAACAUUUGUCCAUUAAUGGGGACAAAUACUAGCAAAAUCUUAAAUUUUGGUCAGAAAAAAAUAUGUUUUCAUUUAGCUGUCAAUCUUUCUAUUGGAGAAGCACAGCACUUUAUGGUAGGAACAGGUAAACAAACUUGCCUUAAUUACUAAAAGAAAAAAGUGCAUGUGGGGAUAUACUAUCCAUGCUCUUCUAAAGAUUUCAUCUGUGAGGGCCUAAAACUGUAAGUCCUGAUAGAGAUGCACUCCCUGUUGAUGUUGUUUGGGGAUCUUGCCAAAAAAGAACAAGCCAGAAAGUACUAUGCAGCACAACUGGACCAUUCAACAGCCCAGUUUUGCCACCCAUAUGCAGCUAAAAAUUGUCUUUGAUUUCAACCAGAAAUGCGCUUGCAGGGUUGGGUCAGAUGUGUUUUUCUGAUCCCAUGAACUUGGAAGGUUUCCUCACAUGCAUUGUGAGGAAUCUUGCAUGGGAAAUUAGUUGACUGUAAUCAGCCCAUCAAGGAAAAAUACCUGUCUACACUACUGAUCUGUAUAAGCAUCUACUUACUCAAAAUGUCAUGUCAUUCACUGCCAAAACAUUUUUUUCCUUCUUCUGCUUAUUUUCCCCCUCACUAUGUUUAUUGUGUAUACACUGAGUUCUGCUGUUUUCUGGCAGUUUCAUGUGAUUACUUGAUCUUUUCUUUUUACCCACACUUGAAAAUUGGCAACUGUGCUGCGCAAACGGAAUGUCUCAGCAGUGCAAACCCACCUAGCUCCAUUUUUCAGUUUACACAUGCUGAGAUAUCUUCGUUCCAUACUGAUCUAACCUGCAGAAAUCCAGUCCAAACAGGAGGUGGUUCUUGGAGUGCAAUUCCUGCCUUGUAUGGUGAGGGGUGAAUCGGAAUCAGACCACAGGAGUGUGGUUUUAGAAUUAGUGGGUUAUUUUCAUUCUUUUGCUGUUGGACAAAAACAUUACUGGUUUUGUAGGUCCUGCUAUUUCAAAACAUUAUUUUAAAUGUGCCAUGUAUGUGUAUAUAAAUAUAUAUGCAUGCAUGGCUGAGAGGGAAUGUAUGAUCCUGUAUGCUGGGCUCAAUCUUUCUGUCAUACUGAUACAAAUCUAGACAGUUUCUACUAACUUCAAAGUAGUUACCAAGCCUUUACCCUGAGAUGAGAGUGAGCAGAGAGUCACUGUGUAGUAAUUAUAGGCUGUGUUGCAAAUGAAAUUUAAAAUUGUGGAGCUUAAUUCCACAAAAUAAAAAAGAAAGCAGAGUGCCCUGAAAACACAGUUCCAGUGCUGUUUAUCCUCAAUUUAGUAUAUGAAGCACUAGUUAUUAGCAACUGAUUAGGCCAUUUGGUGAUUUCAAGAGUUCAGGUAACACUGUUUCAAAGUUCUAAAUUCCUUUUUGGUGAAGUAAAAGCUAAUAGUGUAUGAUGUAUUUGCCAUAUCUCAAUGGUAGCUUCUGUGUUACAUACAGUCAAUGUUGUUCUGUAUAUGUUUACCCAAUGAUGAGGUUAAAAUAUGCUGUAUAGUAUGUGUAACGUAUUGAUUACAAGUAUUUGGAGUUCAGUGGUCUAUUUAGUUUUUACUGUGCUGCUGUUUUAUAGAUAUGUGUGUAAAUGGGAUUAUGGAUUGUCUACAGUGUACAACGAAAUAAUAAUUAAUCCUAAAGGAAAAGGGCAGUUAUGUGACCUGCCUUAAUGCAUUAGGAUAAUAUUGUUAAAUCUCAUAAUUAUCGGUUCUGUUUCAGAUGUUACCAGGGGUUGUCUGUAGAGCUGACUCCCUCACUUUCUGGCACGAAGGAGUUAAACUUGAAGUUACUUGGAGCUCACUUACAGAUUUGUAAAUACAGAAUAGGAUGUUUGCCUGAUAACUGCCUUGACUGUACAAGGUGGCAAAGAUGUGGUUUCCAGUGUGUUACAGAUCAAAUCACUUCUGCGCACACACAGCUCCUGCUGAUGGCAGCAGGAAUUGUGAUCAUGCAAUUGAGUGGCCUCAAAUUCAUCUUCUGGAACAUAGUCAUGAUAGGAGGAUGGGGAUAUCCUGGCUUUAAGGAAGUGCCUGGAUGCUAUGCAAUACUGCUCAUGUCCUGUGUUGGAACAUAGCUUUAUAUUUGCAGGAAGAGCUGUGAACUUUGCUCCAGUGUAGGUUGGACCUAUAAAAGAAAAAAUCCUUAUGUAAAAAUUGUGAAUGCCAUAGGCUGAUCAGCAUGGCCUGGCCUGCCCAUGUACAGCAUUCUGCUUUCAGGAAUUGUGGCAGCUUUAAAUAAAAAAACUAUAAUAAUUCCCUGUUCCUGCAGGACCUACUUAGGAAUCUCUACAUUGCCUACAGGUACAACUCAUGCACUAUUCCCAGAGCCAGGUCUAGCCCUCCCUUCAUGGUUUAUAUUUAAAAUGCCUGAUGCCAAGAGUAAUUAGGAUAGAGGUAUUAACUAAACACAGGGAGUAUUCACCUUGUGCCUGGCUGGUCGGAGUAGGGUGCCUGCUCUCCAGCAGCACAUUUGGCAUGAGGUCAUCUUCAGUCAGAUUCACCUGAACAGUGACUGAGGGAAGGCACAAGUGUGAUUUCAGAGCCUCUGAAAAUCGGAGUCAGUUGUCCAGUUAAAAUGCAGCAUCUUCCCACUUCUUUCCUUUGCCUCUGCUCAGUGCUGCUUUUCUGGACUUGUGCAUACACAUCCCUUUGCCUGCCAGCUGUGAAUAUUAUAUAUUUGUCAGCCUCAGUACACCACAGAAGUCCACAUGGUUGUAUAAGAUGUUACGUGUGUGGGGCUAAAAGCUGGAAGUAGGCCUCAUCUGAUGUCCCAGUAUGGUUUAUCUACACACUCCAAGUUAUACACACACAUCCUCUUGAAGAGGCAUCACCAUGGCCAAUGAGUAUCUCCUCAAAGGGAGGUGUACUUAGGGGUUUUUGUUGGUGCAGUAAGAGUGCAUGUACUAACCUCUUCCUGCAGCCUUUGGUCCUACAAAAGUCAGUUUGAUUGGAAAAAAUUCCUCAAGUAGCUGCAAUUACUUUUGCUGUGAAGCGGGGAUCCUUAAAGCAGAAUCCUGGAGUUAUUUGUAAUUACUAUUAAUUACUAAUUUGUAAUUACUGAAAAUAAAAAUACGUGGUUCAAACCACAAUUUUAAAAAGAAAAAUUAUAUGGGCUUGCCAGGACAGUUAAGUUUUUGACUGCCUCAGUCAUCAGUAGUUUAGUAUCAUCUAGGUGAUGAUUUUUAGCAUGUUAUUGCCACACUGCCUCCUGACACUGUUCAGGGUCUCUGUACAGAAGCCUUAUUAUUCCCAGUGAGCAUUAAUGCAUUUGAAUGACUUGUCUCUGUUUUGGUGGGAAGGAAGAUUGUGUAACACUGAGAACAUAGAGCUCCCUGUGUGUUGUGCCCACAAAGGUUCACAGAGCUGCACCUUCUCGUUUUAGGAUCUGUUUAAUGGUACUUUAAUAAAUGUUGUGUUAAAAAUGCCUACAGUUCUGUAUAGCAAAUGUGAAUUUUUAUGACAAGAAUGUGUAUUUAGAGUAAAAAAAAAGUAAUAUAAAAUCCAGUUUCUUUGUAUCCAGUGAAACAUCUAAUAAAGCUCUGAUACCUGUA